UGAUUAUCAUCCCUUUAUCACAAACCACCACCAAUCUCAUAGCCGCUCAACUCAACUAGUGCUAUCAAUGUCUGGCAAGGGAAAAGCUGGCAAAUCUUCUGGCGGAAAAGCUGGUACCGAAGGGAAAUCGCAGUCACGUUCUGCAAAGGCUGGUCUUCAGUUCCCUGUUGGCCGUGUUCAUCGUCUUUUGAAGAAAGGCAACUAUGCCCAGCGUGUUGGCGCGGGCGCUCCAGUCUACCUUGCCGCGGUUCUUGAGUACCUUGCCGCUGAGAUUCUCGAGCUUGCAGGCAAUGCCGCCCGUGAUAACAAGAAACAACGUAUUGUGCCCCGUCAUCUUCAGUUGGCCAUCCGAAACGAUGAAGAAUUGAACAAGCUCCUGGGUGACGUAGUUAUCUCACAAGGAGGAGUAGUCCCCUUCAUCAACCCUGAGUUACUGCCUAGCAAAUCAAGCAAAGGCAAGAAGGAGGGUGCAAGCCAAGAGGCGUAAAUUUCUGUGUAUCUUACCCUUAUACACUUUUUUAUUACAUUCGAUCUUCUUGUAGUAUUUGCAUAUAUAUUUGGUCGUGUUCUGGAUGUACUUUGCGAGUGACCAUUGACGUCAGACGAUGCGUGUUUGUACUUGUUGAAUUUACAAGGCACUAUACU
Molecule: messenger RNA, 645 nt
Organism: Suillus bovinus
Lineage: Eukaryota; Fungi; Basidiomycota; Agaricomycetes; Boletales; Suillaceae
Product: histone-fold-containing protein
Exons: 7
Coding region: 68-487 (139 amino acids)
Cellular component (GO): nucleosome
Molecular function (GO): structural constituent of chromatin; protein heterodimerization activity; DNA binding
Source: RefSeq, a predicted model, not a curated record